AUGGCUACCAACAUUUCUGCUUCUGCUUCUUCCACCACCAAUCUACUCAACCAACGCCUCUUCUCGUUUCCACCUUCUCAAUACAAUAAAAACAUCCUAAUUAAACCAUACCAACAACAAUGUCCUUUAAUCAGUUCUUCCAAUAAGAAGAACAGGGCAGCUAUGGUUGUUAAUUCGUCGCGUAAAUUAAUCAAUUUGGAUCAACAUGAUGAUUAUUUGGACGUCGACGACAAGCCUAAGGAAGAGUGUGGAGUGGUUGGUAUCUAUGGUGAUCCAGAGGCCUCGCGUUUAUGUUAUUUGGCGCUCCACGCCCUUCAGCACCGUGGUCAGGAAGGUGCUGGUAUGGUUACUGUUGAAAAUAAAGUUGUUAAAUCGGUUACAGGUAUUGGAUUGGUUUCUGAUGUGUUCAACGAGUCGAAACUUGAUCAACUUCCAGGUGACAUGGCUAUUGGUCAUGUUAGGUAUUCUACUGCUGCUGGCUCUUCUUCAAUGCUGAAAAAUGUUCAGCCUUUUGUUACAAGUUCUAAAUUUGGAUCUUUUGGUGUUGCACACAACGGUAAUUUUGUGAAUUAUCAAUUGCUUCGUGCUGAACUUGAGGGGAAGGGGUCAAUUUUCAGUACCACUUCUGAUACGGAGGUGGUACUUCAUCUUAUAGCAAAAUCAAAGGCGAGGAUUUUUGCUUUGAGGGCUCUUGAGGCUUGCGAGAAGCUACAGGGAGCUUACUCACUGGUGUUUGUGACGGAGGAUGGUAAGUUAGUUGCAGUAAGGGAUCCGUUUGGAUUUAGGCCAUUGGUUAUGGGUAGGAGGAAGAAUGGGGCUAUAGUUUUUGCCUCGGAGACAUGUGCUUUGGACUUGGUUGAGGCUACGUACGAAAGGGAGGUUCAUCCUGGUGAGAUGGUGCUAGUUGAUGAUACUAGUAAAGAACCUCAAUCAAUGUAUCUCCUGAAGCCUCAUCCUCCUGAGCCUAAAUCUUGUAUCUUUGAGCAUAUUUACUUUGCCCAGCCUAAUUCAAUAGUAUUUGGGAAGUCAGUGUAUGAAUCUAGACAUGCUUUCGGGGAAAUUCUAGCUACAGAGUCCCCUGUGGAGGGCUGUGAUGUUGUGAUAGCAGUUCCAGAUUCAGGUGUUGUAGCAGCACUUGGUUAUGCAGCCAAAGCAGGGGUACCAUAUCAACAAGGCUUAAUAAGAUCACACUAUGUUGGCAGGAAAUUUAUCGAGCCGUUUCAGAAGAUUAGAGAUUUCGGGGUGAAGCUUAAGCUCUCACCAGUUAGAGCAGUAUUGGAAGGGAAAAAAGUGGUGGUUGUGGAUGAUUCAAUCGUUAGAGGAACGACUUCGUCAAAGAUUGUAAGGAUGUUGAAGGAGGCAGGGGCAAAAGAGGUCCAUAUGAGGAUUGCAAGUCCUCCAAUUAUAGCUUCUUGUUACUAUGGGAUAGACACUCCUAGUACAGAGGAAUUGAUAUCUAACAGGAUGAAAGUGGAGGAGAUUAGGAAGUUUAUCCGGGCAGAUUCUUUAGCCUUUCUGCCAACUGAUAGCUUUCGUAAGUUAUUAGGCAGUGAUCAUACAAACUUUUGUUAUGCUUGUUUUUCAGGUAAGUAUCCACUCUACCCAAGCGUGGCUAUGGAGGAGUCUAUAGAUGAUACAAUGAAGUUGACAGUAGCUGCUAAUUAA
Solanum verrucosum is the source of this 1665-nucleotide messenger RNA. Its product is annotated as amidophosphoribosyltransferase, chloroplastic-like. Gene Ontology annotation, biological process: purine nucleotide biosynthetic process; purine nucleobase biosynthetic process. Lineage: Eukaryota; Viridiplantae; Streptophyta; Magnoliopsida; Solanales; Solanaceae. Gene Ontology annotation, cellular component: cytoplasm. Gene Ontology annotation, molecular function: amidophosphoribosyltransferase activity. The record is from RefSeq and is a predicted model, not a curated record. The transcript has a single exon. The coding region runs from base 1 to 1665 and encodes 554 amino acids.